This is a messenger RNA of Sceloporus undulatus (fence lizard), 1362 nucleotides long. It is a transcript of the gene MLF2, whose product is annotated as myeloid leukemia factor 2. The coding region runs from base 26 to 652 and encodes 208 amino acids. Gene Ontology annotation, biological process: regulation of DNA-templated transcription. The record is from RefSeq and is a predicted model, not a curated record. Gene Ontology annotation, cellular component: cytoplasm; nucleus. The transcript is spliced from 6 exons. NCBI's taxonomy places the organism in Eukaryota, Metazoa, Chordata, Lepidosauria, Squamata, Phrynosomatidae.
AGCAGCUUUGUGUUUCUAAUUAUGGAUGUUAGAAAAAAGAAGUUUAUUACAGAGGACUAGGCUUUUAAUUACUUUGUAUGUCUCUGUUGUUUUACAGGCAGGAGCUGUUUCACCCUUUGGGAUGGUAGGAAUGGCAGGUGGCUUUAUGGACAUGUUUGGAAUGAUGAACGACAUGAUUGGGAACAUGGAGCAUAUGACAAGUGGCGCCAACUGCCAGACAUUUACCUCCUCAACUGUCAUAUCCUACUCAAAUAUGGGCGAUGGCCCCAAAGUCUAUCAGGAGACCUCAGAAACACGCUCUGCACCUGGUGGGAUCCGGGAGACUAGGCGGACGGUGCGAGACUCGGACAGUGGCCUGGAGCAGAUGUCCAUAGGCCACCACAUUCGGGAACGUGCACACAUCAUGCAGCGGUCACGCAACCAUCGCACAGGUGACCAAGAGGAAAGGCAAGACUACAUCAACUUGGAUGAAAGCGAUGCAGCUGCAUUCGAUGAUGAAUGGAGGCGAGAGACAUCCCGCUUCCGAACGCAGAGAGGACUGGAUUAUCGGCGUCAUGAGGGAAGCAAUGGCCGCAGGGUGGAGGGAACCCGUCUCGCAAUUCAAGGACCAGAGGAGUCUCCCACCAGACAGUCGCGCCGGUAUGACUGGUGAAUCUAGAGCAGACUUAAGGGGGGUGCAAUGCCGUCACCCCCAGAUUCACCUUCAUGCUCUUGUACAGACAGUGAAACUCUGAUGGUGAAGCCCUCACAAAACAUCACUUGGACCUUUUUCCUCAAGAUGAAUACUAGCUUCCUGCCCCUAAGAUUUAAAUUAAGUGACUAACUCUCUCUGCACAGUUGUACUCCUUGCAUAGAGCAGGUGGCCAAGGGGAAUGUGAGGGACCUUGUCCAUGAAUGAGUGACACAUCAAUUUUACUGCUUUUUCCUCUAACUCCUCCCUGCCCUCCCUAGCUCCUCUUCUUAGUGUUUGGGGGGUGGGGGGAGCAGGAGUAAUCUCCCUGAGUUUUUGCCAUCCCGUUUGUACUUCCUGCUCCAGGUUUGACUGGCUCUGGAGUUUGUAUUUAAUCUAACCACCCACCUCAAGCAGCAACCGUGUAAAAAAAAAUCUGUUGACUUGCUAUUACUUUCAAGCACUUGGAAAAUAACCUUUAGUCACCUCUGCUCUCAGCCUGCCUACAUGUCUGCCUGCCCUGGAAAUGGGAUAUGUAUGGAACAGUGCAAGAGAUCAGGUGAGGUGUAGAUAAACCAAACAGGCCCUACCUCUCUGCCCAAUCCAGCUCCCCAUCUUAUAAAAUUUGAUUUUGUGAAACUUGUAACUAGAUGUUUACUGAGCUGAAUAAAGAAAUGAAACCUGCAAAGCAA